AUGGCGAGAGGGACGCAAAACAUAACGUUUGAUACACAUAUAAAAGGCAUCAUGAGUUCGGGUGGAACACGUGUGUAUGUCGGUGGACUCGUUGAGGGCAUAAAAAAAGAGGACCUGGAAAGAGAAUUUGACAAAUACGGCAAAUUGAACUCCGUUUGGGUAGCACUCAAUCCCCCCGGAUUUGCGUUCAUAGAAUUUGAAAACAUGCAGGAGGCAGAGGAUGCGUGUUCCGCGAUGAAUGGCUUCGAAAUGUUAGGCGCGACACUUAAAGUAGAAUUAUCAAGAAAGCGCGACGGCCCACGUCGGGGUGGCGGUAACUUCAGAGGCGGUCGAGGUGGUAAUUUCAGGGGCCGCACGUUCGGUGGCCCACCUGGAGGAAUUAGAGUUCCUUGGAAUUUC
Iphiclides podalirius (scarce swallowtail) is the source of this 399-nucleotide messenger RNA. Lineage: Eukaryota; Metazoa; Arthropoda; Insecta; Lepidoptera; Papilionidae. The record is from the annotation of a GenBank genome assembly.